UUUCCUAUAUGUCAUCAUCGACUAUAAAUACGUGAUCUUGCACUAUAUUCUUCUCACAUCUCUCGAUUUUAUUUUCUUCUUAAGUUCUUCUCGGAGUUGAGUUGGAGAGAUUCGAUGAAAAUGGUUGGAGGAAAAUUCUUGCCGUUCUUGGCUAUGGUUAGUGUGCAAUUGGGGUAUGCCGGGAUGAAUAUCAUAUCAAAGCUAGCCAUGGAUUCAGGCAUGAACCCUUUUGUCCAUGUUGCUUAUCGACAAAUAUUUCCCUCUAUAUGCCUCGCCCCUUUCGCUUAUUUCUUGGAGAGGACAACAAGACCUAAAAUGACAUUAUCAAUCUUUUUCCAAAUAUUCCUAUGUUCCAUAUUUGGAGUCUGUCAGCAAUAUGGGGCUCCAUACUCGAGCACCACGAUAAUGUGCUUAAUGGCAAGUGUUCAAUGUGUGAUUGUGGCAUUUGGUUUCGACCACAACUUAGCAGCUUGGUCAUUAAGCCAACCCAUUAGGGUUGUUUCGGUCAUCUACUCGGGAAUAAUAUGCUCAGCAAUGGCAUUUUGCCUAAUGACAUGGUGCAUUACAAAGAGAGGUCCUCUAUAUGUCUCAGUGUUUAGCCCUUUGCUGCUUGUUAUUGUGGCCAUUCUGAGUUGGGUUUUACUCGAAGAAAAAUUAUACAUUGGAACUUUUGUAGGAUCAGUAUUGAUUGUUGUAGGACUUUAUGGUGUAUUAUGGGGGAAGAAUAGAGAAAUCGAGGUCAUUGUUCAUAACAUUGAGGAUCAAGAUGAAGGAGUUACAGCGAGAAAUGGGGAAAUUACAGCACAAAAUGGCAUGGAAAUUACAGUUAUUUGAGAACCCAAUUAUCAACCUUAUAUGAUCAGCCUAGAGAUAAAUCGAGGGGAAAAAAACUUGGUCGUUGUACGAAGGUGCACUCGAUAUAUCAAACUGUGUAUUGCGAAAAGUUAGUCGAGUGAACAUGGAUUCACACGACAUAUCCUAUGUACGAGAAAUCUCUCCUCGGAUUUUCCCUUUUCGUGUAACGUUAUGAAUUGUUAUUUUAUUAUAAAUAUCAAAGUUAAAGUGAUGGAUGGUAAUGUAAAGGCGCAUAGAGAAAAUUUUGUGAGCAGUUAAGUCGUCCAAAUACAAGGUUGAUGCAAAAGCAGGACUAUUUCAACAUGUUUGAAUGAAUAAA
This is a messenger RNA of Olea europaea var. sylvestris, 1174 nucleotides long. Its product is annotated as WAT1-related protein At1g09380-like. The transcript has 5 exons. Gene Ontology annotation, molecular function: transmembrane transporter activity. Gene Ontology annotation, cellular component: plasma membrane. The coding region runs from base 115 to 834 and encodes 239 amino acids. NCBI's taxonomy places the organism in Eukaryota, Viridiplantae, Streptophyta, Magnoliopsida, Lamiales, Oleaceae. The record is from RefSeq and is a predicted model, not a curated record.